Messenger RNA from Cavenderia fasciculata, 2307 nucleotides. It is a transcript of the gene cpsf2, whose product is annotated as beta-lactamase domain-containing protein. Gene Ontology annotation, cellular component: mRNA cleavage and polyadenylation specificity factor complex. The record is from RefSeq and is a predicted model, not a curated record. Gene Ontology annotation, molecular function: RNA binding. Bases 1 to 2307 code for a protein of 768 amino acids. Lineage: Eukaryota; Evosea; Eumycetozoa; Acytosteliales; Cavenderiaceae. The transcript has 7 exons. Gene Ontology annotation, biological process: mRNA 3'-end processing by stem-loop binding and cleavage.
AUGACAUCAGUGAUCAAGUUUACACCACUGUGUGGCGGAGCAGGACAAAUAACUCCACCAUGUUAUCUACUAGAGAUUGAUAACUUUUGUAUACUAUUAGAUUGUGGAUGGAAUGCAAAGUUGGAUAUAUCACUAUUAGAUGAAUUGAAAAAAGUGGCAAAUAAAGUAGAUGCAAUAUUAUUAACUUAUCCAGAUACAGAACAUAUUGGAGCGUUACCAUAUGCAAUUGGCAAGUUGGGAUUGACAGGAAAGAUAUAUGGGACUACACCAAUUCACAAGAUGGGUCAAAUCUUUAUGUAUGACUUGUACACGAGUAGAAUGGCACAAGAGGAAUUUGAUCGAUUCGAUCUUGACGAGGUCGAUAUGUGCUUUGAUCAAUCUCGAUUCAAAGAACUCUCCUAUUCACAGCACUACGAGAUACCCGAUAGCGACGGCAUCAUUAUCACCCCGUAUCUAGCCGGUCAUAUGGUGGGUGGGUCGGUAUGGCGUAUUGCCAAAGAGAGCGAUGUCAUUGUCUAUGCCGUCGAUAUUAACCAUCGUCGUGAAUCCCAUCUUGAAGGGUUCCUUCAGAAUGGUCUUCUUUCACCCGAGUUGGCCAAGCCCACUCAUUUGAUCACCGACGCACUUCACAUUUUGGAUCCUCCACCUCAGAAAAAGGCAGACAAGGAUACAGCCAUGUUGGCACAGCUACGCAAGUCGCUUCGAGACGGUGGCAACAUUUUGGUGGCUACCGAUACUGCCGGACGUGUUCUCGAGCUCCUCCUCACCAUCGACCAGUACUGGUCGCAGCAUAGACUGGGGUCGGCCUAUUCAGUCGUAUUUUUCAACAGUGUCACCUACUAUGUAAGAGAGUUUGCAAAGUCUCAAUUAGAAUUCAUGUCUACUGCUGCAUCUAGUAAAUUUGAACAAAAAAAUGAAAAUAUAUUUAAUUUUAGAAAUAUUAAAAUUUGUAAUUCAUUUAAACAAUUGGAAGAAUUACCAAAUUUAACAAGAAAUUAUGUUGUUUUGGCAAGUUCAAAAGAUUUGGAAACUGGAUUUGCAAAAGAUUUAUUUAUUCAAUGGGCAAAUGAUCCCAAAAAUAUGGUCAUGUUGACCGACAACAUGGACGAGGGAACAUUGGGAGACCAACUAUCAAAAUGUCAAUCUGGCAUUGACUCUAUACAAGUGACACAUGGAAAACGUGUGGAAUUGGAGGGCGAGGAACUUCGAGAAUACGAAGAAACCAUCCAAAGAAAAAAAGAUGAAGAAAAAAGAUUGGAAGAAGAAAAACGUUUACAAGAGGAAAAAGCAAAUCGAAAAGAAAGAAUGGAUGUUGAUGAUCAAGAAGAAUUAAUUACAAAAAAAAAUCCUCUCCUAAAUAGAUUUGAUAUGCAUAGAUCAGAUUUUAUAAAUGAACAUUAUAUUCCAAUGUUUCCAUUUACAGAACCAAUUGUAAAAUGGGAUGAAUAUGGUGAACAAGAUGAAGAAUUAUUAAACAUUGCCAAGGAAUUAAAGGAUCAAAAAGACAAGGAAAUGAAGGAUGAUGUAGUAAUGGAAGAAGAAAAUAAACAAGAAGAAGAAGAAACAAAACCAAAGAAAAUAGUCACUUUUAAUACAAUGGUAAAAGUUAAUUGUUCAGUAACAAGAUUUGAUUAUCAAGGAUGUUCUGAUGGUCAAUCAUUAAAAACAAUUAUUCAAAAAAUUGCACCAACCAAUUUGAUUCUGGUUAGAGGUAAUCAACAAUGUGUCGAUGAAUUGUUGGAUUUUGCUAAAAAGAGUUUGCGUGUCAAAGGAUUAUUUUCACCAGCAAUCAGUAAUCAAAUCGAUCUUACCUCUGAAACUCAUGAUUCUUUAAUUAAAUCAUUAAAUACUUCAAAACUUAUGGAUUAUGAAAUUGCAUAUAUUGAAGCUAAAGUUCAUAUUGAAGAUAUAAUAUUAAAUGGAGCAACUAAUGCAGCUACUCCACUUGCUAUUACUAGCCCAACUACAUCAACAGCGAUUACUACAACAAAUGAUAGCAAGGCAUUGACAGUUGUACAACCAAAGGAAAAGAAAAUCAUACCAUUGUUGGAUAUUAUGCCAGUGGAAGAAUCAAAAGGACACAAUGUAUCGUUUGUUGGUGAUGUCAAAUUAUCAGAGUUUAAGGAUGUAUUGACACGAGAAGGAUUCCAAGUUCAAUUCGAUAAGGGUAUCCUUUCAUGUAAUGGUUUGGUUUAUCUGUGGCGUGAAGAGGUCGAUGGAAAUUCUUGUAUAAAUAUCGAUGGUGUCAUGUCUGAAGAAUAUUAUUUGGUCAAGGAAUUAUUAUAUAGUCAAUUCAAGAUAUUAUAA